AUGUGGAUGCGCAAUGACAAGUCCCACGGAACCGUCGCGGCUCAGCUUCGCAGAGGAAUGCAACGACACGAGGUGGUGAGACAAGGUCAACAGAGGAGGACCGCCGAGGAGGACCGCCGAGGAGGAGCGGUCGCAGCCAAGGUCGCAGGCGCAAGCCCCAUCACGUCCGGGCUCCGGGUUGCCCUCAUCGAAGCCCAAGACCUAGCCAAGACCGCCGCCUUCUCUCUCCCGCCAACCCAGUUCUCAAAUCGCUGCAGCUCAUUAACCCCGUCGUCGGCCCAGUAUCUCAACACCAUUGGAGCAUGGACACACAUGAAGCGCGACCGCAUCCAAGACUUCCACGAGAUGCAGGUCUGGGAUGGCGUCACAGGUGCCCGGAUCGAAUUCGACCCCCCCGCCAGCUCCGGCCCCAGCAAAACGAUUGCGUACAUGACGGAAAACCUGAACCUGACCUCAGGUCUUCUGAAGCGCCUCAAAGAACUAGGAAGCGUCGAUAUUUUUGACAACUCGCGAGUAGAGAAAAUCGACCUGGGCGAAGAGACCGAAGAUGUGGACCUCCGCGACUGGCCCGUCGUACACCUGUCAGGCGGUCAAUCACUAGUUGCACGGCUUCUCGUUGGAGCCGACGGGGCCAACAGUCCCGUACGGUCUUUUGCAGGCAUCGAGAGCCGUGGGUGGGAUUACGGCAGACACGGGCUCGUCGCUACGCUGCGGCUGGAAGGAGACGGUUGGGGCGGACAGUUCAGCAAGAUUGCCUACCAGAGGUUCUUGCCCACCGGCCCUGUGGCCAUGCUCCCUCUGCCGGGGAACUAUUCAACCUUGGUGUGGUCAACGACGCCAGAGAACGCCGCGCUUUUGAAGAAGCUGUCUCCCAAGGACUUUGUUGCCUUGGUAAACGCUGCGUUCCGCCUCAGUCCCGUCGACCUGGGGUACAUGCACACACAAACCGAGGGCCAAGAAGACGAGUACGACUGGAGGAUACAACACACGCCCGUGGAUGCCGAGGCCAUCCCGCAGACAGCUGUUGGCGUGCAAGAGGGGUCGAUUGCUUCAUUCCCCCUGAAGCUUCGCCACGCAGAUACAUAUAUCGGCGAACGAAUUGCACUCGUCGGCGAUGCCGCGCACACCGUUCACCCGCUGGCUGGACAGGGCCUCAACAUUGGACAAGGCGACGUGCAGAGCCUCGUCAAGGCCAUAGAAUAUGCCGUUUCACACGGACAAGAUCUGGGGACACAAUUGUCACUUGAGAGUUACAAUAGCGAGCGUUACGCUGCUAACCACGUCCUGAUGGGCGUGUGCGACAAGCUCCACAAGAUUUACUCGGUUGAAAGCGGACCACUGGUUGGUCUGCGAUCUAUCGGCCUGCAGGCUGUCAACAUGCUAUCACCGCUAAAGAAUUUCUUCAUGGCACAGGCGUCCGGUACAGGCGUCAAAGUCGUAUAG
This is a messenger RNA of Metarhizium acridum CQMa 102, 1443 nucleotides long. The record is from RefSeq and is a predicted model, not a curated record. NCBI's taxonomy places the organism in Eukaryota, Fungi, Ascomycota, Sordariomycetes, Hypocreales, Clavicipitaceae.